AUGGAUGGGCUGCGUUUACCUCCACUCAUCGAGGAGGCACUGGACUCUACAGAUGACCUGUGCGAUCUGAAAUCCAACAACACCAUGGACAAUGAGAUGACAGCCAAAGAGCGCGGCGUGCUGGGGGACAGUGAGAAGGAGGAGGUGGACCAGAGGGAGGAUGGUCCGGAGGAGGAGGAGCAGGACCUGGAGGAGCUCAGGGCGCAGGUGGUCCAACUGCUGCUGGAGCUGGACGAGGCCCGCGACACCUCCAUCAAGCACCAGGAGAGUUUCCACGAGCUGCAAGGGCUGUUGGAGGAUGAACGUCUGGCCAGCGCCCAUCAAGCUGAGGCCUUCACGCGCCAGAUCCAGAACCUGCAAGCCCAGCUGCGGUCAGUGCAGGAGGAGAUGAUCAGCCUGGAGGAGGAGAAGGAGAGUGAGCUGGCCGAGGCUCAGGAGGAGCUGCGUAUUGCCCACGAGGAGGUGAUUCUGCUGCAGCAGGCGGCCGAGGAGGCGGCGGCUGAGCGAGAGAACGACAUCGCCAGUCUGCAGGAGGAGCUGUGCAGGAGGCGCGCAGAGCUGCAGAGGCUCAGCGACGAAACACAGGCCUACGAGCUCGAGAUCACCACUCUGAGAGCCGAGAUCAACAUGAAGAGCCAACGCAGGGAGGCCGAGAGGAGAGAGGGUGAGGAGGAGAGGGAGGCAGAGAGGAGAGGGAGGCAGAGAGGAGAGAGAGGCAGAGAGGAGAGGGAGGUCGAGAGGGUGAGGAGGAGAGAUGGAGAGGAGCACAGGGAGGCCAAGAGGAGAGAGGGUGAGGAGGAGAGGGAGGCCAAGAGGAGAGAGGGUGAGGAAGAGAGGGUGGCAGAGAGGAAAGAGGGAGGUCGAGAGGAGAGGGUGAGGCGGAGAGAUGGUGAGAAACACAGGGAGGCCAAGAGGAGAGAGGGUGAGGAGGAGAGGGAGGUCGAGAGGAGAGAGAGUGAGGCCAAGAAGAGGGAGGGCGAGGAGAGGGAGGCCAAGAGGAGAGAGAGUGAGGAGGAGAGGGAGGCCGAGAGGAGAGAGGGGGAUGUGGACUUGUUAAAGGAGGAGUGUCGUGUGCUGAAAGAGGAGUGUGCUGCGCUGAAGGAAGACAACAAACGCCUCUCUGAGAAACUCCAGCUGCUUCAAAGACAGCGCACCAGCUCCAGCGUGUACCUGUCUCUGAAGGAGGAGGACGGUGAUGCUCCCGAGGGGAAAGACUCUGACGAGGUCCUGACGGAGAGCUACAUGACCAUGGCCAACGCCGAGAACUGCCACCUACGGGACGCCUCCAUCCAGAAAAACAUCUCCUUUGACGGGAAGUCAAUGACCCCCACCACAUGGAGCGGGGGCAUGGGCGAAGUCCUCUCCUUACGGGACCAGCUUAAACAGGCCGAGGAGAAGGCGCAGCAGGUUCAGACGGAGUGCGACAGUCUGAAGCUGGAGCUGAAGGACCUGCAGGAGCUGUAUGAGAGCAGCCAGAGGGAGAGGGCGGAGCUGGAGGACGAGCUGCAGCGAUGCAAGGCUGAGCUGGAGAAACUGUCUGGAGGGGCCCAGAGACUCACCCAUGCGUCUGAGCACCCUGUUCUCUCCAUCCCCUUCAUAGGAAUGAUUGUAAUAGUGGCAGUGGUCUGGUGCUGGUUGUCGGAGCUGGCGUCCCAGAGAGCAAGGGGGGUGAGAUAG
This is a messenger RNA of Knipowitschia caucasica, 1677 nucleotides long. The record is from the annotation of a GenBank genome assembly. Lineage: Eukaryota; Metazoa; Chordata; Actinopteri; Gobiiformes; Gobiidae.